Armigeres subalbatus is the source of this 4333-nucleotide messenger RNA. RefSeq names its product uridine phosphorylase 1. Gene Ontology annotation, cellular component: cytoplasm; cytosol. The transcript is spliced from 7 exons. Gene Ontology annotation, biological process: uridine catabolic process; nucleotide catabolic process. NCBI's taxonomy places the organism in Eukaryota, Metazoa, Arthropoda, Insecta, Diptera, Culicidae. The record is from RefSeq and is a predicted model, not a curated record. Gene Ontology annotation, molecular function: uridine phosphorylase activity. Bases 580 to 1617 code for a protein of 345 amino acids.
UGCUCUCCGAACGUCGGUCGUGAACUCGGGCGGGUCGUUUCGGUAUCUCGGAUUUCGGUCUUCUUCAGUCUUAGUAGAUCUGUUACUUAGGGUAGUCGCGGUGUUGGUUGGUUUUUGGUCGUUUUUUACGGUUUCCCGGAGUGGAUUUUACUUUCAGGUUGAAGACUUUCCUAUUCUGUCCGUGUUUUUCGGUGUUGAAAUCUGAGAAAGUUUUGAGCAAACAGUGUGUGAAGUGGAAUCGGGCCCUAAUUGGAUCGAUAUAAAAAUUGGAGCACGGUAAACUAUCAAGUGGGGAACAAGCGUCAUAAUUGUUGAAGCAGUGGGACACAGCUUGCCGAAGUAAUCGAAGGAAACCGCAUAAGCAUAUUGCUGAAGUUCAACACGUUAAGGAAUAAUCAUUGUUGGGAGUUUUUUUAUAGUUUUUAAAUCAAUGUAUAAGUGUUAUAAGAAGUGCUAACUAAGUAGUUUCAAGAUUGUGACAGUGCAAGUGAUAUAGAAUAUCUUUCGUGUGGAAGAGAAGAUUAACAUUAACGCAUAAUCAGAAUCAGGAGCAUCAAUUUAGGACCUCACGAAGGAAGGAUGUCGGCUUGGAACUAUCAUCCAUCACUGUCAGAGGAGGAGCGAGACGAGUACAACGAUGGCUCCGUCAAGCUGCGGAAUCCCAACAUCGAGCUCAUGGAUCAGGAUAUUUUGUACCAUUUGGCGCUGGGCAGCGGAAGCCACGAUCUACAUGAAAUGUUUGGCGACGUUAAGUUUGUCUGCAUGGGUGGCACCCCGAAGCGCAUGGAGAACUUUGCACACUUCAUCAUGGACGAAAUAGGCUACAAACUGCCCGCCGGUACCCAGCUCCAGGACAUCAGCGCCUUCUCGUAUCGAUAUUCUAUGUACAAGGUCGGACCAGUGCUGUCGAUCAGCCACGGAAUGGGAGUGCCUUCGCUCGGUAUUUUGCUGCACGAGAUGAUCAAGCUGAUGUACCACGCCAAGUGCAAGGACCCGGUCUUCAUGCGAAUCGGUACGUGCGGAGGCAUCGGUGUGGAAGGCGGCACCGUCGUCAUCACCGAGGAUGCCGUCGAUGGCUUAUUGCGGAGUACACAUGAGCUUGCCGUUUUAGGCAAGUUGGUCUACCGUCCAGCCAUCCUGGACAAGCGGUUGGUGCGAGAGCUGAAAGGUCUUGCGUCUCAGGAUGACCCGUACGAUACCAUCGUUGGCAAGACGAUGUGCACAGCGGACUUCUACGAAGGUCAGGGUCGUCUGGACGGCGCCUUCUGCGAGUACAGCGAACAGGACAAGAUGGACUACCUCCAGAAGUUGCACGAAUUCGGGGUGGUUAACAUCGAGAUGGAGUGCACGAUCUUCGCGGCGCUGACGCACUACGCCGGUAUCAAGGCGGCGAUCGUCUGCGUGGCGCUGCUCGAUCGGCUCAAGGGCGAUCAGGUGAUGUCGCCGAAGGAAGUGAUGAACGAGUGGCAACAGCGGCCGCAGAUUCUCGUCUCGCGGCUGAUCCGCAAGCAUCUCACCCAGGCGGGCUAUCUCAAAAACCUGUCGUCGAUUCCGAGCGCGAUCCGGUCACCCCGACGCUUCCGGCUGGUCCAACAGGAGUCGGAAGCGCACGAGUAAGAAGGCUGUGGUGCCCGUUGCACGUAACGUACUUAAAAGCAGCGCGCCUUCCAGCAUGUAUGUGUUAGUUUUUAUGAUUUUUUUUGUAGUUUAGUGACAACGGAACCGGGAAUCUGCAAUGAGAGCAUUCCGGAAUCGAGGAACGAAACACAUUCCAUUUUCGAAUAGCGAUUUCCCGGAGAUCCGAUUUCGUUCAGAGGAAGGGGAGGAGGGGGGAGGGGAUUAAUCGUAAAGUAGUCAAUAACAAAAAUUUUAGAUUUGUUUUUGUUUUAUCAAUGCAUUUGUUUUUAAAUUGAUAUGGUUUGGAAAUUUCCGUAAUAUUGCGAGUAAGGAUAUGAAAAUCCAUAAGGGGGAAGAAGCUUCCACAGGAUCAUAAAGGAUAGUCUAAAAAUCCUACAAUAUUUUUAGGAAUAAUGUCAAUAUCCGGGUGAGAUUUUUUGAAAACCAUCCAUCGAUGGAAGCGAGAGGAGACUCGAGAUUUCCUUUCGGGUAGAGUUUCCAGUUUCUUCUGGAAGGAAUUUCCAGAGUAUUUUAUUUUGCAAAAGCACCCAGGAUCCCACAGUUCCUUUCGGAAGUAAUCCUUAGAAUUCGUUUUAAAGACGCCUAAGGGAUUUUUUGGGUUCCUUCAAGAGUUUCACCUGGGAAGUGCUCCCAGAGUUUCUCCAAGAAGAUUCAAGAAUUUCUUUCGGGGGGAGCUCUUAGAAUUCAAUGUUUAGAUCCACACGAGGAAUUUAUGUGUUCCUUUCCUUUGCCUAAGUUCCUUACGAAAGGUUCCCAGAUGAUCUUAAUAGUAUCUUGUCGGGGUUUUGAAAUUUUUGCAAGGAUUCGAUGACAAGAUCAAUAAGGGAACUUUUUGAGUUCCUUCCGGGAAGAGUCCUUCAGAUCGUUUUUCGAAAAACUCCCUGAGUUACGCUCAGGAGAAGUUAGAAGAGUUCCUUACGGAAGGAGCUCUCAUAGUUCCUUGUGAAAAAAUCUCCCAGAGUUCCUUCCAGUAGAAGCUCCCAGUUUCUUUGGGAGAAUUCUCAGACUUCCUCCUUGGAUGAGUUACCAGAGUUCUUACGGGCAAAAAUUCCCUAAAUUUUCAUGCCAGUGUUCUACACUUUGUGCAAUUUGAGGACGGAUGCCCAAAUCUUAGAAGAAAUUUGCAAAAUUUUAUCACGUUCCUGAAAUUCUAAGAAUUUUGAAAAGCCUGCUGGAGCCCUGAAAUUUAUUUUAGAUUAUCUGGUUAAAAACUUAAAAAAUUUGUAGAAUGAUUUAUUACUAUAAAUUGAAAUUCUUAUAAUUCCAACACCACGAAAUCCUUUGUGACUUCUAAACUAUUUUUUAUAUCUGUUUAUAUUAUUUGAAAAAAAAAAACUCAGAAAUCUUACGAUCGUGUCCUGAUUUUUAAAAUUCUGAUUCCUACAACAGUAGACCAACCUCUUUCCCCUUUCACGCUUUAUUUAUGAAUAGGGAUUCGAUCCACUAAAUAUAAUCAUUAGCGAUCGCCUAAAUGAUUUGCUCCGACACCUUAUGCUGAAACAAUAAAAAAAAAUCAUUGAAACAAGAGAUUUAGAAUCAGAAUUAGACAACGAGUUACAUGGACACAUUGAGCAAAGCAAAUAUGUUAUACACACAUAUAAUAAAUAUUUUCCCCGUUGAUCAGUUGAUCCGUUUGCUGAGCGAUAUUAUUGAGUAGCUGUAUAAUGAAAAAUCCCGCCACACGUGGCGGGUAGCAAUGUUAGAAAGUAAAUCAACAUAUUACCUAAUAGCCUUCGAUAUAGUUACAAAAGUUGCUAAUUAUAGGAAAAAACGGCACUACCAGGACACUGGCGUUGACGCCUGUUAAGUGGUGUUCAAACGAUAUUUUUUUAGUGUAUUGUGUUUCCGUUUUUGCACUUGAGGAUUACUGUGCGUACCAUAUCAUUUGAAUUCUCACAAUCAAUGUUGCUAGACAACGGAAAAUGAAAUUCGGAUUUGAAUUUAAACAUUUGGAAGAGUUUUUACCUCCUUAAUAUCAUAAAACUGUAUUACGGAAAAGAGUUACACAUAUUCUAUCCUCAUGUGCAAACUAAUUGUUACAACGCUUCAUACGGAUAUUAACAUAUUUGUCGCCGUAAAAACAUUGAUGAGUAAAUACUCUUUAUUCAAUUAUUAGUUCCAACAAAUUGUAUGGAUUGAAUAAUUAGUAUUUACCACGGUUCUGACUAUUACUUAUUAUAAAUCGAAUCUAUUAUGCAUGUAGUACUACACUCUUAUCCACAUCUGAAAAUUAUCUUGACUAAACAAGAAUUUCUCUGACCCAACACACCACCAACUGCAUAUAAACUAUAUAUGUAUAAAAAAAACUUAGAACAUUGGAAAUAGAUGCUAAAUCUCUUAUAAAAGAAAGGUCCGAGCUCAUAACUCAUAACUCAACACAACUGUUUCAAUGCACUCUUCCUGGUACUUUUGGUCGCACACACAAUCUAAAUGAAAAUAAUAUUUAUGUGUAUCGUGUAAAAGGUGUUCCGUUAAACAUCAACACCGUGUGAUCAUAGAUUGUGAGAAAUCGUUCAGACAGUCGGGUACGCAAAGCCGCGAGGAACGCGAGAAACUAAUUCACGUUGAAAAGUUGAGAAAACAUUUUUUGUCUGUCAUUGUGUGUAAAAUGUACAAAGCUGCACGGGAUGAGCAACAGUAUAUGAAUAUACAUUAUACUAUGAAAUAUACUUAUUGAAUUAUUAAAGCGGAUAAA